This is a messenger RNA of Brachypodium distachyon (stiff brome), 857 nucleotides long. RefSeq lists its product as uncharacterized. Bases 153 to 470 code for a protein of 105 amino acids. The record is from RefSeq and is a predicted model, not a curated record. Lineage: Eukaryota; Viridiplantae; Streptophyta; Magnoliopsida; Poales; Poaceae. The transcript has 3 exons.
CGCAUCAUUCUCUGGAACCUUCUAGCCUUUCCCCUCACCUCCUCUCCUCGGCGCUCCACCCCUCUGCGACACCGUGACGACCGCAGCGAGCCGGCGACGACUCCGUCGAGCGAUUCUUCCCAGGAAGCCGUAGAGCAUUUCCACCGUCAACCAUGUACCACCUCGCUCGUUCCCUCAAGUCUCUCCGCUGUGGUGGAUACACAAAAUCGUGCCACAUUGUUAGCAACGGGAUUCAUACUCUUGUAAGUAAUGCCAAAGUGAAAUUGCUGGCUUCCGGCAUCCCCAAGGACUCAAGCUCCGCUGUUUUCAGAACUUGUAGAGGUUUCUUCACCAGUCGUGAGCGAGCUCCUGUCAUCCGCCAAGCGCAAUGGCGAUUACGAGAUAGAGCAAUCGAGACUGGUCUGUCUGAAAGAAGAAUUGGAGCGCCAACGCAUCCUUCAACCCACGAAGCUAUCACUACUCAGGGCUGAAGAUCUUUUGAGGAAAAGCUCAUUUGGGAGGGGAAGUCUACUUGAGUUGGGUACUCUGGCACACUGUCUUCUCCGACAGUGGCCUGGAAUUGCUCGUUCGAACAUGAUGAGAGGAAUUAAUGUCAGUUCGUUAUUGAGGCUGGACAAUAUGUUGUGGUCGCAAAAACACCACACGGUUAUUCUCAAGGAGACCAAUCUCAGUGACCAAGAAGACAUCAUAUCACCGUAUCACACAAUUCAUGAUCAGUUUGAGAAAGGAGUAAAGAUCUCCAUGGGUUGCGAGCCAUCUGAUCUUCGUUAUCCAGCUUGUCUACAAGAAUAUCUCGGCUUACUCUCUGCAGAUGAAUGGGUGGACAAGAGACUAAUCACUAACCAUUCUGUGAUUAA